AUGUUACCACUUCUCGCUAUCCGUAGAAGUUAUAAUGCAGAUGAUGAUAACAUCUGGUUCCCAAUUCCAACACCAUGGGGCCCUCUCCGAAUCGGAAUCGAUAAGAAUGAAGAGGAAGAAACGUAUGAUGAUGACAAUUGGGGCAUUGGAAUCACAUACCAUUCACCAUGGGGCAAGUUCUACCUCGGCUAUCGCAGCAACGAAGAAGAAGCUGAAGAAGAUGACAACUGGGACAUCAGCUUAACAUACCACUCACCAUGGGGCAAGUUCACAAUUGGAUACCACAAUACCGAUGAAGAAAAGGAGACUAAGCCUCAGCAUAAGUACGAGAUCCCUCCACUCAAUAAAUAUCUUAUGGAAAAGGCAAAGUGGGAAAGGAAAAUUCAAGAAGGAAUGAUGAAGCGUUUUUAUGAUCUUCUUAAGAAAAAGGCUGCCACAACCCCAAAGAAGAACUCAUUCAAAUUUGAUAUUAAAUCCAUACUUGAUGAAGUAAAGCGUUUUGAUGAAAGAUGCAAAGCAAUGGCAAUGCUUGCUAAACGUUGGCAGUCACAUACUCCAAAGAAGAACUCUCUGGCAACUGAUGUCAUGAGAUUUGCUCUGGAAAAUCAGAAGUUUCUUGAUGCGAUGCAUAAGUUUAAUGAAGAGAGAAUGCGCCUUCUUAAACUAAAGUUUAAAAAAUAA
Trichomonas vaginalis G3 is the source of this 681-nucleotide messenger RNA. RefSeq lists its product as uncharacterized. The transcript has a single exon. The record is from RefSeq and is a predicted model, not a curated record. NCBI's taxonomy places the organism in Eukaryota, Parabasalia, Trichomonadida, Trichomonadidae. Bases 1 to 681 code for a protein of 226 amino acids.